UGCGCGCUAUAAUAAGUUAAUAGUGUAGUGCGAGUCACAGACCACAGUUAGUUGAUGACAGAGGAUUGCCAGAAAACAGAAAAGUGAAUCAAGAAAUCGGUAUUACAUCACACGGCCGCGGCCGUUGCAUAUUUGUUUUUUCUGCGUACUGUUGCGCGCACUUGCAUUUGGUCGACGUCGACGUCCUAUCACUCGCUCACUGAGACUGUGACUCGAGCGGGCAGGUAGCUCUGAGUCUGGGAAAAGGAGAAGGAGGAAAUAUUAGAAGAAUCGGACGACGCAACCACAGAGACAAUCAAGAAAUAAUGUCCGAUCAUCCGGAAUCUUCCAACAUCACUAUGAACUAUGCGCCGAUUCAACGCGAGAUCCGCUUGCCACGGCCACAACCACAACAUCCCACAACAGAGACAGUCUCAUACAUCGAACCUCCGCACGUUAUACUCUGUUCUGACGAAAACAUUACUCCUGAAGAGAUGAUAGUGACAGCCAUUUGUUGGACACUAGGAACACGACCAACAAAGGUGCCCGUGCGCCAGGUGCAUAUGACACCUGAGCUAGCAAAAGCACUAGAAAUGGCUACUAAUAUGAACCACUUUGAUCAGAUCCUAGUCUUUCUUGGCAUGGCAGGACUAAUGACUAUCGUCAAAAAGAUCAGAUCUUGCUUCAAUCCAAGUCAUGAAUAUCUCAUCAAUAGAUGGCAAGCUGUUUGUAAAGCAAACAAAAUAGAAAACAUUUUUAAAUCGGGUGUUGUUUUGCAAAAACGAUAUCUGACCUUUAUUAGAACAUUAGAAAUUUGGCAGGUUUGGAUUGAAUCGAGACCUGCACUCUCCAGAAGCCUCCUUGUUGCCGCCCUGGACCUUCCGGAAGGAUCUCCUAUGCUUGUGAAAACUGCGAUGGCUGAAGUAAAAAUAAAGAUUAAAUAUUUUGGCAUGAAGAGGAUAAUAAAGAUGGAUGCCUUUGUGUCUGUAAAAAAUGUAAAUGUAAAUAAAGCCAUCUUCCUCUCGGAUAUCGCACAACAAGCUGCUGAUCUCAGAAGAGCUAUGGAUGAGUUACGCACAAGAUAUGGAAAUCGUUUCCCAUAUUUGGAAAUUUACAGGCUCGAAGGAAGAGAUCGCCUUAAUUUUAGGAAAUACCCAGACCUUUUCUAUGCGGUUUUUGCAACCGAAGUUGCAAAAAAAAAGACAAUCCCUGAUAGCGUAAGGGAUAUUUUAAUGGAUUUUCAGACUCGGACCGCGAAAUAUAUCAUAGAUGAUGAACUAAAGAAAACGUUGAAAUCCGAGAUGCUUGAUGAGGUAACUACUGAAAAUCUCCGUUUCCUUAAUAUUGAUCCGCGUCUCUUCUGUCAGCGUCGAGAAGAAAAUGGAAAUUUAAUAUCUUAUUGUACGAUAAUAUAGCAACUAAUUGCGAGAUAUAUCAGUUGCUUGAAAUUUAUAGGACAAUCUCAUAAGUAUGAAUAAUAAAAAAUAACAGAAAAUGUAUCAGCCAGAGCGAUUAUUUAUUUUUGUACAAGUUCGAUGGAAAGUAAUAAGAGUAAGAAAAUGAGUAAAAUAGAACCAUAACAA
Temnothorax curvispinosus is the source of this 1562-nucleotide messenger RNA. RefSeq lists its product as uncharacterized. The transcript is spliced from 4 exons. Bases 306 to 1394 code for a protein of 362 amino acids. The record is from RefSeq and is a predicted model, not a curated record. Lineage: Eukaryota; Metazoa; Arthropoda; Insecta; Hymenoptera; Formicidae.